AUGCCGGCCUACAACUCCAUUUUCAACAAUGACCCCAACCCUCCUCGCCUCAUUGGCAACUUUCCCAUCCUCCCGCUACGCACAAAGACGCGCGGACCGGCCUACACGCUUCCCAUCCCGUCACCACCGCUGCCGGCCAACGAGUCCCCCGACCCGGACAGCGACAGUUACGAUAUCCUCGACGAGGUCAUCUCGCUCUUCCGUGCCAACACAUUCUUCCGCAACUUUGAGAUCCAGGGUCCUGCGGAUCGCUUGCUCGUGUACGGAAUCUUGUUUCUGAGCGACUGUCUGCAAAAGAUUAAGCCUGGCGCGACGGCGAGAGAUGCGCAAAAGGAUGUCAUGAACUUGGCACUGGAUUUGAACUUUGCUAUCCCGGGAGACCCGGGCUUCCCCCUGAAUCAGAUGUACGAGCCUCCCAGGGAUAGACUGGAUGCCGAGCAGCUAAGGCAGUACAUGUCCCAGGUACGGCAGGAGCUGGCGGCGCGAUUACUUGCACGGGUGUACGCAGAUGACGAAACCAAGCCUAGCAAGUGGUGGUUGAGCUUUACCAAGAGAAAGUUUAUGGGCAAGGCGCUGUAA
Messenger RNA from Metarhizium brunneum ARSEF 3297, 579 nucleotides. RefSeq names its product Actin-related protein 2/3 complex subunit 3 (gene ARC18). The record is from RefSeq and is a predicted model, not a curated record. Gene Ontology annotation, molecular function: actin filament binding. Gene Ontology annotation, biological process: Arp2/3 complex-mediated actin nucleation; regulation of actin filament polymerization. Gene Ontology annotation, cellular component: cytoskeleton; Arp2/3 protein complex. NCBI's taxonomy places the organism in Eukaryota, Fungi, Ascomycota, Sordariomycetes, Hypocreales, Clavicipitaceae.